Molecule: messenger RNA, 470 nt
Organism: Dicrocoelium dendriticum
Lineage: Eukaryota; Metazoa; Platyhelminthes; Trematoda; Plagiorchiida; Dicrocoeliidae
Source: the annotation of a GenBank genome assembly
CCAUCAUUAUGGAAGGAUAACUGUCACAAUGAUGGUAUCUGUGUUCAGCUUUGGCUUGGAACGUCGUGUCUUUGCGAAACAACCGCGUUUUCAGGAAUUAGUUGCAACCGCCGUAAGUGCCGGAACAGUCAUUAACGUCGGCAUCAGUGAGGCACACAAUGUGAAUACUCGAAAGCCAAGCAAAAAUGGCCAUUCAUUGCAGGGCGCCAGUUACGUCCGCUUGACCUACACCGAUGGUGCAAGGCAUACGUUGGAGGAUGAAUUUGUUAUAGGCAUUCAGGCUGAAUGGAUUAACUCAUCUGUUGAAACACAUUAUCAACAGAACUUGGCAACAACUUGCAGUCUGCUCUAUGUUGCAAACAAAAAGUUCUCAGGAGAUUUUCUACACGUUUACUUGGUAGGUGGUUUUCUUCAAAUAGACUGUGAUUUUGGCGGUGGAAUUCGCGGUUUUCGCAGUGGAUUUCAAAUGA